Molecule: messenger RNA, 446 nt
Organism: Mycotypha africana
Lineage: Eukaryota; Fungi; Mucoromycota; Mucoromycetes; Mucorales; Mycotyphaceae
Exons: 4
Coding region: 57-224 (55 amino acids)
Source: RefSeq, a predicted model, not a curated record
AGAAAUUCAGUAACGGAUCUUUUUCGAUAACAGAACUUGGAAAGAGAAAACAAAAAAUGAUUGGCAUUGAUGACAUUCUGAAAAAACGUUUUUUGGAGCUCAUCAAAUCUGUUAAUCCUACUGGAAGAUGGAAACUUGUCGUUGUAGACAGUAUGUCGGCCAAAAUCCUCAAUUCGGCUUGCAAAAUGUAUGAUAUUCUCGAGGAGAACGUCACUUGUACGUGAACAAACACCUUUCACUUGCACAUACUCACAAUUAACCUGAUUGAUUUUCUGUCAAUACCUUCAUUCCUCAACUAGUGGUGGAAAAUAUUGAGAAGCCGAGACAACCUUAUCCCAGCUACGAGGCUAUCUACAUUUUGACACCAUGUAUAGAAUCGUGCUCUCGUUUGGUUGAUGAUUUUUCUCGAAAGGAAGGAAAAAUCCCUUGAAAAUAACACUUUCAAU